GACCUCUUCCAGAUGUCCGAGGGCCGGCUGCAGCGCGCCGAGUCUUGCAACAAGCUGGCUCCGCACAUCUGGGCCAAUGCCGUGAGAGCCACACGGUUGAUGCACGAGAAGCUCACUAUGCAGUGGCGAAUGGCGGCUGCUAUCCUGAAGCAUGCAGACGCGUCGAAACGUGUCAGCUACAAGAAGGCGGACGAGACCGUGCGACUGGUGAACGAGAAGCUGCUGA
Symbiodinium sp. CCMP2456 is the source of this 226-nucleotide messenger RNA. The record is from the annotation of a GenBank genome assembly. Lineage: Eukaryota; Dinophyceae; Suessiales; Symbiodiniaceae.